UCUAAGCAUCCCUGAACACAUCUCAACUACAAACAGCAGACAUGGCAUUCAAGUUGGUAGUCCUUUCCUGCCUCCUGGCUCUCGCUCACGGCAGCGUAGCCCCCGCGGCUAUCGCGGCUGCUCCCGUAGCGUACGCCACAGCCCCCGUCGCCGCCAGGCUGGAGGAGUUCGACCCUGUCCCACAGUACAACUUCGGAUACAAUGUAGCCGACUCCCUCACCGGCGACUACAAGAGUCAGACGGAGCAGCGCAACGGCGACCUCGUUCAAGGACAGUACUCCCUGGUGGACUCCGACGGCACGCGGCGUGUGGUGGACUACACUGCUGACUCAGUGAACGGUUUCAACGCGGUGGUGCGCAAGGAGCCGCUGGUGGCCGCCGCGCCCGCCGUCGUCGCCGAACCAGCCGUGGUGCCCGCGCGCCUGGCCGCCCCAGUCGCCGCCGCUCCGGUCGUGGCUGCCAGAUACGCGGCUGCCCCUGUCGCCGCUGCUGUCGCCGCGCCUGCUCCGGUAUACGCCCGCUACGCCGCCGCUCCAGUAGCUGCCGCAGUCGCCGCUCCUGCACCAGUCUACGCUCGCUACGCGGCAGCUCCCGUCGCCGCCGCAGUCGCCGCUCCCGCCCCAGUAUACGCCCGCUACGCCGCCGCACCUGUGGCCGCCGCAGUGGCCGCUCCUGCGCCAGUAUACGCUCGGUACGCGACCGCUCCCGUAGCCGCCCCAGUCGUAGCAGCUCGCUACGCCGCCGCCCCAGUGGCAGCUGCCCCCGUCGCGGCUGCGUACAGGGCCGCGUACUCUGCGUACCCCGCAGCCGCGUACACCGCCGCCUGGUAGAUCGCCACUCCCUGCCCUAUUGUAAAAUAAUGACACUAGCAAACCACAAAGACUUGACUUGUACAUACUACUAGAUUUAGCUAUUUUUGUUUAC
Molecule: messenger RNA, 924 nt
Organism: Helicoverpa zea (corn earworm)
Lineage: Eukaryota; Metazoa; Arthropoda; Insecta; Lepidoptera; Noctuidae
Product: cuticle protein 19.8-like
Exons: 2
Coding region: 42-830 (262 amino acids)
Cellular component (GO): extracellular matrix
Source: RefSeq, a predicted model, not a curated record